CGGCUGCCGACUGCUCACACAGACAGGAAUCCGCUUACAGAGCGUCCAAAUUAAAAAGGGACCUUCGCAUUUCACUUGAUAAUUCUCGACUGUCUUCACUCCGCGAAUUAUAGAGGAAGUGCAACAGCAAACCGCACGGCUCUGUUUGUGUUUCGCAGACGUUUGAAUUCUCGCUGUGCUUGUUUCUUUUGUUUAAAGCCCUGGAAGUAUUCUUUUCAACACAAGGACGUGUUCUGUAGCUACGCGAAGAGCGACCUCGACUUUAGUAGACAUGUGUAUGAGACAAGACUGUCAAUGGAAGACCCUCUUCGCGGUUUUGGUUCUCGCUGCUGCCGUGGUCAAAAUACAUGGACAAGCUCCAAAGGAAAGCAAUGGCAUCCGUAGGAGAACACCACACCCUGCCAGGGACUCGUCAACACAGGACACAGAGAGCGAAGUGCACUCUGUCACCACUGUCUUACCAAUGAACAUCCCCAACCACCGGUCUGUCCUCGAGGGCCUGCGGCUUCAUGAACACCUACUUACAAGAGAUUUCCAGGGGGACCAGCACUUUUUUAGGAGUGACGGCUCUGUGGCUGCAUAUUCCACCAUGCCAGGCUCCGUGUCUGCCUCAGAUGCAGGAGACCCUGUAACUCAGCUGGUGCCCCAUGAAGAUGCCCCACCUUUCUCAGACAUUGCCACUACUGCCACUGAGGCUGCCACCUCCCCACUGACCACAUUUACUCCCACAACACCAAGGCCACCCAUGUCUCUCCCUCAAAAGAAGUCCUCUAAGACAAGGGGGGCUGACAAGGUAGAGCCAACAACAGACUCCCUCACCACUCAAGUGACACCAAAUAAUAUAGGUUCAAUCAAUGAAAACCCAGUGGCUUCCUUAUCAUUGCAGAGAAGUCGACCUCAAAGUUGGAGUCCUUCUCCUGUAGAGGCCACACUUGCACCCUCCUCAAUGAAGGUGGAAAAAGGGGAGGCUAGGGAGACUGCACUGAAAAACAAAACCAGCCCUGGUUAUCCACUCCCCAACCUAACUUCCCGAGAAGAAGGUACCACCACCACGUCCACAACCAUUAUCACCACCAUCACCACCAUGCAAACAGCAGAGCCAUGCAGCCUGAAUUUCACUGACCCUGAGGGUAACAUCGAAAUCCUGCAGCAACUUGACUCUGGAGUGGAGUGUAACUAUCUGGUUACGGUCUACCUAGGAUAUGGCAUUGAGGUUCAGGUGUUAAAUGUGAGUGUGUUGGAGGGAGAGCAGGUGACAGUGGAGGACACAGGUGGCAGAGAGCCCUUCAUCCUUGCCAAUGAGUCAGUCUUGAUGAGGGGCCUCGUACUACGCAGCUGGAGCAACCAGAUCUCCAUCCGAUUUCGUAGUGACCAACAGCACAACUCCGGAUUCCUCCUGCUGCAUUACCAAGCCUUUGUGCUGAGCUGUGCAUUUCCCAAAGAGCCUGCCGGUGGAGAAGUUACUGUGACGCACCUCCAUGCUGGUGGAGAAGCCUACUUUCGCUGUUUCACGGGCUACAAGUUGCAAGGUCCCAAAAUGCUCACCUGUCGUAAUGCAACCACACCAUACUGGAGUGGAAAGGAGCCCCGAUGUGUGGCAUCCUGUGGGGGAAUGAUGAAAAAUGCCACCUAUGGUCGUAUCGUCUCUCCUGGUUUCCCUGGCAACUACAGCAACAAUCUGACGUGCCACUGGGUCCUGGAGGCCCCUGAAGACCACCGGCUUCACAUUCACUUUGAGAAGGUGGCUCUGGCAGAGGAUGAUGACAGGCUGCUGAUUAAGAAUGGCAACAACAUAGACUCUCCCCCUUUGUACGACUCCUAUGAGGUUGAGUAUUUGCCCAAUGAGGGUGUGCUCAGUACUGGACGUUACUUGUUUGUAGAGUUCACCACAGAUGGGACAAUGACCUCCACUGGUGCAGCUGUCAGAUACGAAGCUUUUGCGAAAGGCAUGUGUUAUGAGCCUUUUGUGAAGUACGGCAACUUCAGCGGCAGCGACUCCACCUACAGUGUGGGUGCACUGGUUGAAUUCUCAUGUGACCCUGGCUACACGCUGGAGCAAGGCUCCGUAGUGAUUGAGUGCGUGGACGCACAAAACCCACAGUGGAAUGAGACCGAGCCGGCUUGUAGGGCUGUUUGCAGCGGAGAGAUCACAGACUCCGCCGGUGUGGUGCUGUCUCCUAAUUGGCCUGAGGCUUAUGACAAGGGGCAGGACUGCAUCUGGGGUAUCCAUGUGGAAGAGGACAAGAGGAUCAUGCUUGACAUCCAAGUUCUCAAUGUCGGUAAAAAUGACCUGCUGACCUUUUAUGAUGGAGAUGACCUGACAGCAAACAUCCUGGGCCAGUACAGCGGCACACGGCCACACUUCAAGCUCUAUACCUCCAUGGCUGAUGUCACUAUUCAAUUUCAGUCCGAUCCUGCAACUAACAUCUAUGGCUACAACAACGGCUUUGUGGUCCACUUCUUUGAGGUGCCGAGGAACGACACCUGCUCUGAGCUACCGGAGAUCACCAACGGCUGGAAGAGCACGUCCCACCCUGACCUCAUCCACGGAACCGUCAUUACCUACCAGUGCUACCCUGGGUACGAGCUGGUGGGCUCGGAGAUCCUCAUGUGCCAGUGGGAUCUCACUUGGAGCGGUGAUGUGCCGAGAUGUCAGGAAGUUAUGACAUGUCAGGACCCUGGAAAUGUGGAGCACAGUCAUAAGGUGAUCACAGGCAACCGUUUCACCGUUGGAUCGACAGUGCAGUUUAUCUGUAAUAAAGGCUACAUCCUGUCUGGCAGCAGCCUCCUUACCUGCUACAACCGAGAUUCAGCCACACCCAAGUGGAACGAGAGGCUGCCCAAGUGUGCCCCUGAAAAAUACGAGCCAUGCAGGAACCCCGGCGCUGCCUCCACUAGUGUGCAGAGCUCUGAAAAGGCCUUUUACCAAGCAGGAGAGAUGCUGACCUUCUCCUGCCACUCAGGCUACGAGCUGCAGGGUGGUGCCACCAUUUACUGUAUCCCUGGACACCCGUCACAGUGGAAUAGCACUCCCCCUGCCUGCAAAGCAUCCUCAACCCAAUAUGUGAACGAACGCAGGCUAGAUGUUGUUAAUAUGGAUUAUAGCAUGGAGGGAACCAAUAUUGCCCUUGCAGUUUUGAUUCCAACUGCAAUCAUCUUGGUGGUUGUCCUCGGGAUUUAUGUCUACUUUGCAAAACUCCAAGGAAAGACUAUCAGAAUGCCGACAUCCUUGCCACCGUAUGACAACAUGACAGAAGAGUCAGCUUUUGACAACCCUAUAUAUGAGAGCGGAGUAAGUACAGAUGUCAUGAGCAUGCAAGACGUGGAUUCACAGAACACCAGUGUGCUGUCCUGAUCCUUUCCCAUCUGGCUGUCAUCCUGUCGUCAUCUCAUGGUUCACCAGCAGAGGGCUCCCUCCACCUCAUCUUUCAUCACCAUGUCAAUCAUCAGUAAGCGCUAGUGUGAUCUUUGCUGAUGAUGUUACUCCUAAAAAUAGAAAAAAAUGACACUUUUCCUCACCUCACUCUGUGAUCAUUUUGCAUCUUGGACUUCCAUACUAGUAAUGUUUUAGUUUUGCGUCAUUUACAUUGUGGUAUGUCAUCUCAUUCCCCUGUCAUAUAAAUGUAUCAAGUUGUAUGCUGCAAUGACACCAGCUGUGUACAUGCAAAUUUGCUAGUGUGCACAAAUAAAACGUUUUUUCUUACUUUUUUUUUUAAACAACAGUAUUAUUAAUUCAUAGAUGUUAUAUACAUAUAAAGUAUUUCACACAUCUAGCACAUGUGGGAAUAGGGUUAGCGUUACAAUGGCUUUGAAAAGUGAAUAUAUGGAUUAAGUUAUCUCUUUUUUGUUAUUCUUCUUUUCAUGUACUCGUCUCAAUUGCGUCCUCUCGUCUUUCCCCCUUGCUCCUUUAGCACUGGCAGUCUCAUUCUAGAUACUAAACCCUGUCAGUCUGUCCACUUUGGCUGUACUGCUGAAGAGCUAUGAGGUGAGAUCUCCUUCUGAUGCUAAGAGCACAUCUCACUCACUGUCACCUGACCCUUUGUUUCGACUACCUCUCCCAACCUGCGACACAUUCUGAUCUGGUUGAUCUUUAGGCUAUUUCUUCUAUUUACACUGGAUGUCUAAACCUCAUGUCUGUAUUUACAGACCACGCUAAUGUAAGUACAGUAUACAGAACCACUGCCUGGUGAGAAAUGUAAACACAAUGUUGGUGCAGUCAUGAGACACAUGGCCUCUUGUGAAAUACAAAUCAUGUUUGUUUAUACCUAAAAUGAUGGAUAACAGAUUUGAAAGAGUUCAAAGUUCAGAGUUCCUUCUUCUAAUUGUUUUUGUUCACUUGAAUCCAGCCUCUUCCCCUUGCAUCUCAUGACAUUCUAACAUUUCAUUAAAGUUGAUUGUACAAGAACAAUUGUAUGUGUGAUUGUGAAAUCUACAUCACAUGCAUACUGGUUAUAGUUUAUUAGUGUCUUUAAAGUAUAUAUUAUCAGCACUUUACUUUAGGGUGUACAAGUCAUUAUUUUGUAAUUUGCUUGUUUCUUAAGAGAAGAUUGAUGAAAUAAAUGUAGUUGCCAACAGAAAAAUACAUGUAGAACAUAGAGAAAUAAGAAUUCACUG
Molecule: messenger RNA, 4614 nt
Organism: Sander lucioperca (pikeperch)
Lineage: Eukaryota; Metazoa; Chordata; Actinopteri; Perciformes; Percidae
Product: seizure protein 6 homolog
Exons: 16
Coding region: 272-3355 (1027 amino acids)
Biological process (GO): synapse maturation; regulation of dendrite development
Cellular component (GO): endoplasmic reticulum; neuronal cell body; dendritic spine
Source: RefSeq, a predicted model, not a curated record